UCUGCUGGAUCUCCGUCCGGACACUGAUGGACACAGCUCGGAUCUCUGAGGACUUUUGCUGUUUUCUCUGUUGGGAGGGAAGUUCGGAACAUGUGGCUCUGGUCCAUUUUUCAGGGGAAAUAUCAGCUGGGGUUCCUCUGAGGGCGGUUUCUAGAGAGGGCGUGGCGCUACACCUGAGCGUCGCGUGCACAGUCCAAAAGGGAGGAGGCGCGCGCACCCUGAGGUUUCUGCGCGUGGGGGCGGGUGGGCACGAGCAGCAGACAGCAGGAAGAACUCGGGUCGGGACCCCGACCGACGAGCACAGAGAUGGCAAAAAAGAGCUCCAGCAGAAUCACCCUGAAGACGCUGUUCUCCAGACGUGACAACGGCCGGAACGCGCCUGCGCACACGGAGGAUGGGGAGCAGAAGAGGUCAAAGCUGUUGAAGCUCAGGAUCAAAGCGAAGAACUCCCAGAAGGCAGCUGGCGAGGACCGGCACGCGGGCAGCACUUCGCUGCCCAUGAGUCCCGCUGGACCCGUGGAGGUCGAUCACAUCGUCUCGCUGAAGAAGUCUUCCUCUGUUUCUGGGACCACGCCCAGGUCAAAGGGGAAAGAAUUCAGCUACUCCGAGUCAGACCUCCGGAAGCCCAAAAGAUUCGCUACCUUCUCUUUUGGCUUGAAAAAGAGGAAGAAGAAGAACGAGGAGACUCUCUCAAAGAGCACAUUUGGCCUUGAUGAACAAGAGAGUCUCCUGGACCUCACUCGGAGAAAUCUGGACCCGGCUUGCUCCAACCGGCAGUUCAGUUCCUCUCAACCGGAGCUGGAUUCCCGCUUCGACAUCCCCUCUCCUCCUCCCUUGGCCAAAAACCUCUCCGAAUCGCACUUCGCUCUCCCAGACCGCCCAUCCUCCUUGCUCCGUAGCCGACCGCAGUCUGAGGAGCUUCUUAGCGACUUUUUCAUAGAAGAAACGGCGAGGGCGCCCAUCGCCUCCAUCCCUGAGCUGCAGCUUUCCAGCUCAGAGGAAACGGAGACCUGCUUGGCUGUUUGUUCCACCUCAAGUUCAUCUGGCGCCUCUCUGAGACAGAAUCAUGUGAGGUGCCACUCUGUGACGUGUACUGUUAGUCAGGUUUCCAAGGCAACUGUGAACCCCAUCCCUGGAACGCCUGAUCGGCUCAACGCUCCCGGCAGAGAAGGCUCACUUUCCCCAAUCUGUGAAAGGGAUGAGCAGAAUUCCUGUUUGUUCAGUCCAGAUGAAGUUUAUAAGGCUCUCUACAAGUCUCAUUUUCCUAAAGGGUUAACACCCAUCCCCUCCACCCCACCAACCUCCACAGAUCACUCUGCCGCACCGCGAGUUCAAACGGCGCAGCAUGACACUGCAGCUCCCAGGAGCCAAGACUCCCUCAGAAAAAUGACUUCUAUUGAAGGAAACCCGGAAAUCCGGCGCUUUUCACCUGCUGAAGAGGCGAGCACCCCCUAUUCAGUUCCCAAACUGCACAUCGGCAGCUUUGUGCGCCCUGGCGCCACGGCGCUCUCUGGAGGUCGGGCCUCCGCUGCUCCUGUUUCAGACUACGUCACGUCCAUGAGGACGAGGGGUCGGGUUGCCGUUCCCAUCACACAGGCAGAAAAACGCUUGCCUUCUUCCAGCCAGGUGGCUGCGCCAGAGGCUCCGAGGAUGUUUCCGGGCUUGUUGGCGCCGAUGGACGCGUGCGACAGACCUCUGAGUCCGCCGUACCUGAGCGUGGGAUCGGAUGAGGGGAGCACUGCGGACGUUUAUUACAGCGCUCAGGAGGACAACGUGGAGGAGAGCGGCGAUGAGGAGAUGUUUACCCUGAGCGAGAGGCAGGAUAAUUUUCUGGGUGGAGGUGGGGAGGAAGCUGAGGCCAACUUCAACGGGAUCGUUGGCAUGAAGCAGGAGAAGGUAAAAGGUCAGAGGUCACAGAACCCUCUGCAGAAUGAAGGAAAGUUUCUUUUAGAACACAAUGUGGAAACUGUAGUACAAGAAGGUGGAGGAGGAGGGGGGGAGUUAGUGGCACCACCUGUUCUGCAGGUGAACAUGACGGAAUGCGAGAGUGCCCCGCCCUCCACUGAGCUCACGGGGGAGGGGUCUGGCUCUGAAAAAAAAGACCUCUAUGCUGAAGAAGUGGCGAGCCUCCAGGGCCCGUUUGAGAUGUUUAAACAAAUGAGCAGUUCUGAAGAUACACAGACUGGUUCCGUAGGCCAGAAGUUGGCUGAGAUUCCGUCUGCGCCGCCACACGGCAAGCUGCCGGCUUUGUUGACAGCAGAACUCAACGCAGACCAAGAAACACGUGUGCUGUCAGGCACGCCUGCAGAAUCCGCCGCGGGCAGCAGCCCCCUGUGGGCGGAAACGCCGGAUCGCAGCGCCACCGUGCAACGCCAGGUGCCAGUAGAGGUUCUGGCUUCACACCAGGGCGUUACAGAGGCUGCAGAACGGAACAUGGAGGUCCCAGAUCAGCUGGAUGACAGGUUUCCUCUGGAUAUCCUCCUGACAUCGGAGUCCGAACCAGCAGCCAUGAUGAGCAGAGGCAGCCUGUACACCCCGCUGAGCUCCGAGAGCUCGACCCCACCAGGAGAGGACGCCCCCAACCAUGACCUUUACAAAGUGACAGAAGAAAUGGAUUCUGGGCCAGACUUUAGGUGGAAGAACAGAUUCUACGGAGUGACUCCAUAUAAACCAAGCAGCACAGAGGACUAUCUAACUCCCUCCCCCUCUGGAAAGGUUGCUGGUAGCAACAGCGACUCAGAGGAGUGGAGGAGGAGCUCUGAGUGGGAGGAGCCUGCUGCACCUGCAGGUAAAGGAGACGAGCAGAGACAGAAAAAGGCAGAGAGCGAGCAGUCGCACAGAAACUGGGAGCAGCCAGAGCUGUCCUGCAGCAGCCAAGAAGACUGCAGCGGAGUCUUCAGAGCCACCCUGGUGAAGCUGGUCCCUGACCCCCCCGCCGCCCCCGAGUCCCCAGACACAGAGUCUCACAUCCAGCAGGACAUGGAGACCCUGGUGGACACUCUGAGGAGCAUGGAGCCCUCUCUGAAGAGGGGGAGCACACCCCAGCGUCCACAGGCACCUUCUCCCCAGCACAUCUCUGCACUGCCCCCCAUCGAGGAGGACAGGACCCCCGAUACCCCCCCCCAAAAGCCAGAGGGAAACCUGAACAUCCUACUUGCUGACCUGGGUUUGGGCAGCAGCUCCUCCCGGGACACUCGAUCCCCGCUGGAGCUGAUGAAGAGCCAGGAUCUGCACCCCCCAGAUGUGAACGGAAACGGGUUGCCCAACAGGUCGUCCCGCCUCAAUAGCAGCGUUUUGUUUGGGAGCUUCAUGUCUGCAGAGAAUGACAACAAGCUCCAUACAAGCCGCAGAAGCUCUCUGCCAGAGACCCGCCCCCUUUCAGGCGACCACUUCAGCUUGGGAUCAAAGGAGCAGAGCGAAGGCCCGGCGACCCCCUCCGGGUCCCGGUUGGAGCGCCUCUCCCUCAUUGUGGGCUCGUCUUCUCCGACGAACGGAGGUUACGACUUGAACGCCCCCCGUAUGAGCCUCCCCUUUAUCGGCUCCCCUCCCUACAUCGGCAGCCCCACCCACCUGCUUAGCCCCACCCACCUGUUUUCCCCCCCAAGCUCCAAGGACUUGCACUGGCCCUUUGCCAUCCCAGACCCUUCGAUGUCCAUGCUGGCCCAGAAUUCAGGGGUCUUGAGUGGGGGCCAGGCCGUAUCUCAGUUCCAGCGACCCGAACCUGAGCAGAACAUGCUUUCCAAGUACCGCGCUUUCCCCGACGCUUACCUCACCAAAGAGAAGGAGCACGGAAAGCUCAACCCCCGCCCUGGAAAGAUGUUCAUCUACGACCGGCCGGGGAUGUGCGGCCAACGAUGGGAGGUCCGCGGCGACGUCCUUGAUGCUUCGUCCUGGGAGCUGCAGGACACCAUCUCCAUCAGGGUGGUCCGGGGAGGGUGGGUGCUGUACGAGAAACCCAACUUCAAAGGAGAGAAGUUCGCCUUGGAUGAGGGCGACAUCGAGCUCAGCUGCCCCUUCAGCCCCCCAGAGGAGCUGGAGGAGAACGGAGUCCAGGAGAAUGGCGGAGAAGACGGGCCGACGGAGAGCACGCCGGCGCGGAGGUUCAUCAUCGGAUCCAUGCGCAGAGCGGUUAGGGACUACAGCGUUCCUGAAAUCAGCCUGUUUCCUGAGGAGAACGCGGAGGGGAAGAAGGUGGUCUUCAGGGACACGUCAGAGGAUGCCAGGAUUUUCGGGUUACCCAUCAAGGCCACCUCCAUCAUCGUCAACUCCGGGCUCUGGCUCGUGUACGCGGAACCUUUUUUCCAGGGUGUCCCGCGGAUCCUGGAAGUGGGGGGGUAUACCAACCCAGCAGCCUGGGGAGUGGAAAAGCCUUACAUAGGUUCACUCCAUCCACUGAAAGUGGGGGAGCCGAGAGUGGAAAACAUGACAGAACCGAAGAUGGUCAUCUUCGAUAAACCAUACUUCACCGGAAAGUCGCGUACCAUCACUGCCAACAUGAGAGACUUCAUAUCCAGAAGUGACAGUCAGCAGACCGUCUUCAUGGGCAGCGUGGGGUCGCUUAAGGUCCUGGGAGGAAUCUGGGUGGGCUUCCAGAAGGAGGGCUUCCGCGGCCACCAGUACCUGCUGGAGGAGGGCGAGUACCAGGACUGGCGAGUGUGGGGCGGCUGUGACUCGGAGCUGCGCUCCGCCAGGAUCAUCCGGGCUGACCUCAGGGAUCCCCUGAUUGUGUUAUUUGAACAGUCGGAAGAGGAGGAUAAGUUAGAAAACAACCUUGAAGGGAUGGAGGCUAUUCCCGACGUGGAGCUGCUUGGUUUCAAAACGUCAACGCGCUCCAUCCACGUUAUCAGCGGGGCGUGGAUAGCUUACUCCCACGUGGACUUCUCUGGGAACCAGUACAUUCUGGAGAAAGGCUUCUACAGCAGCUGCGCUGACUGGGGAGCUCAGGACUCGAGGAUCUGCUCAGUCCAGCCCAUCCUGCUGGCCUCAACAGGCAAGAUGACGAAGCAGGAGAUCAUCCUCUACUCUGAGCCAGACUUCCAGGGCCAGUGUCACAUCCUAGACCAGAACCGGGAAGCUCUGCCUGAGAAGUUUCAGACCAAAUCCUGUCGAGUGUCAGGAGGAAGCUGGGUGCUCUAUGAGGAACCACACUUCUCUGGGAACUUGAAUGUUGUAUGUGAAGGGGACUACCCCAAUUUACCUAGCAUGGGCUGCCCCCCUAACUUCCUACUCCGCUCCGUCAAGCUGGUGCCCCUGGCGUUCUCGGUACCCUCCAUCUCUCUGUUCAGCCUCGAGUGUCACGAGGGCCGGGAGAUAGCCAUCGACUAUGAAGUCUUCAGUCUGCUCCAGGAGGGCUUCAACAACCAUGUCCUCUCUGUCAAGGUCAACAGCGGCUGUUGGGUUAUAUGUGAACACAGCUGUUACAGAGGGCGCCAGUUCCUACUGGAACCAAUUGAAAUCACCAACUGGCCCAAGUUCAGCUCCCUGAACACAAUCGGCUCCAUGUACCCCAUCAGACAGAAGCGGUACUACUUCAGACUGAAGAACGUGGAGAGCGGCCAUUUUCUGUACAUCCAGGGAGGCGUGGAUGAAAUGAAAGCUGGUCGUGUGGUGGCGGGGCCAGAGGUGGAGCCUAUGAGCGACAUCUGGUUUUACCAGGAUGGACAGAUCAAGAACAAUCUGGCGACCACCAUGAGCCUACAGGUCAUGGGCAACGUGGAACCAGCAGCUAAGGUGGUUCUGUGGACCGAAACCCGACAGCCAAUCCAAACCUGGACCGCCGAGAUGAAAGGACUCAUCAGCAGCCUGACAUUCCCUGGCAUGGUGCUGGACGUUAAAGGCGGUAAGAGCUACGAUCAGAAUCACGCGGUGAUUAUGCCAGAGAAUGACGAGAGGCCAAGUCAGCAGUGGGAGAUCCAUCUGCUGUAGGAUGCAGAACGCUCCAGAGAAACGUCUCUAGAUCUGCGCUCGCUAUAUUCACUUGUAUGAGUACCAAGGAUGCAGCAAAUGGAACUCUAGUGGAAGCAUUCAAACCAGAAUCUGCCUCAGGUCACCUGCUCCUCUUUAGUUCUGAUUCUGGACGGAAGAAGCCAAACUAAUGGUUGCAUGUUUGAGUUGAUGGGAGGCGGGGUCUCAUGUUAACACGCUGCACUUUGUUUAAGUGAAAACGCUACACUAAUCUUAAGAAAAGCUGUAAUAUUCUGUUACAGAUUGUAUAGAAAAUGAGGGUUUUUAAAUAUUCAAUAAAAAUAAAGUUUCUACAGACUCAAA
Oryzias latipes (Japanese medaka) is the source of this 6267-nucleotide messenger RNA. It is a transcript of the gene crybg2, whose product is annotated as crystallin beta-gamma domain containing 2. The record is from RefSeq and is a predicted model, not a curated record. Lineage: Eukaryota; Metazoa; Chordata; Actinopteri; Beloniformes; Adrianichthyidae.